Messenger RNA from Dicentrarchus labrax (European seabass), 1883 nucleotides. Its product is annotated as fibroblast growth factor 23-like. Bases 80 to 841 code for a protein of 253 amino acids. The record is from RefSeq and is a predicted model, not a curated record. The transcript has 3 exons. NCBI's taxonomy places the organism in Eukaryota, Metazoa, Chordata, Actinopteri, Moronidae.
CCUCCUCCAGUAGCUGCCCUCACACCAACCUGAACGUUCGCGCUGUUAGGGUAAAGAGAGCACGGCACCCUCAUUGAUCAUGCAACCGGCUUUCUUCUCACUCAUCCUGAUUGCCGUCUAUGUGCCCGUACCGGUGGAUUGUACAAUGAGGCUCCGGGGCCCAGAGCACCAUCAGCAGAGCAGCUUCAACACGGGAGCAGACGCAGAUGCAGACGCAGAUGCAGACGCAGAUGCAUCCGCCGAUACGGGACGUUUCCACUUGGAGCAGAGUGGAUCAGUGAGAAAGGGCAUUCACAGACACUUUCUGGUUAUUUUACCAGUAAGAACAGAUACAAGCAACUUUGUGUCAAUAUUUGAUUUGAGAAGAAGACGGUUCCUCUGUGUGGACGUAAAGGGAGAGCAGUACAACUCUAAGCAGAGGGACAGAGAAGACUGUCUCUUCCAGCGCAUUUGGUUAGAUCUUGCGGACCACCACGACGUGUUCUACUCUAUGAGCGGGGGCCAGCUGCUCAAACUGAAGGGAGCCGAGCUGCGAGACGCUCACCAGGAGCCACCUGAACCCUCCUCAACCCUGUUGGAAAGGUUCCUGGGCCCCUUGGUAAAGAGACAGAGGAGGAGUGAGGCGGUGAACCCCUCUGAUCCAUUAAGGUCAGAGUCACAUCCCUCACAUUCUGCCAAGGAUCACAAGGGUGCGGAUCACGGGCAGCCAGAACAAGACCAAGCCGGCGCUGUAUCCAAAGAGACCAUCACCUCAUGUGACGACCCCCUGCGGGUCUUACAGCCCAACGGGCCCGUCAGUCCUCUCAAGACUAAUAUUGCAGACCGGGCACAACAAGACUAAAGAUACUGAACUUGGGUUUAAUAAGUGGAGAGUCAAGAGGGGCUGCAAGUCUUUAAGUUUGUUUUUCAAACUCACUUUAUGUUUGACUGCAUAGUGGGAGUAGAUACUGUACUUAUAGACACCUUGUCCUGCAUUGGUGGACUGCAGCGUCAGUGAGAGCCACAGAAUGAGCCACAAAGGGCUGGUAGAGUCAAACUGACACAGGAGGGUAGGUUUUCUUUUGUUUUGUUUUUUGAGGCCAACUUCUGAGAAAAGAGAUAACAUUUUAUAAAAUCCUUUUUUCUGAGUUUGUUUUUAUGGAACUAUUACACUCGCUAAUGUACUCAUAAACCGUGUUACAUCACAGCGGCUUGUACAGAUCUUCUGUUUGAACAGCCGACGAGGGAUAAGUUUGGCAACAUUCGCCAUGCUCUGCCCUGCUGUCCUUUAACCUCUUUUGUCAGUUAAAUUUUAAACCUUGAACCAGAUGUGGCAAUGUUUGUGUUGCAUAUGUAAAAAAAAAAUGUGUAAUCUGUUAGUAAUUAUGAAUAUUUAUGCAUAGAUUUGUUAAUACAGUAAUGCGUCAUAACAGGAGUUUAAAAAGUAAACAGAAAUCGACAGAAAUCUUUUGUUACUGAAAACUAUCAUCUGUACAUAAACAGGAUCAAAUUAUAUCAGGUGCUGGACACCAAUAGUCACAGCAAUGAAAAGGUAUUUAUUGAAAUGUGUUAAAUGACUUCCUUCCUAACCUAACUGUUUUAUUAUUUAUAUAUUUCACAUUAUUUCUGAUGUGGAUGAAUAAAUGGUAACUAUUUUGUUGAUUGUCUGUAUUGUAGCUGGAGUCCAUAAAGGGUGCAAAGUAAGAAUUCACAGAAAUGUUCUUCAUGAGAGGACAGUGUGACACAGAUGAAUAGGAACUGCACCUAUUAAUCCAACAACAGCUUCCAUGCAGGACUCUCUCUUUAGCCAUUGCUUCCAUGAUCAUUUAUUUAUCUACAGAUCAUCAAUGAAACAUUUCUAGAAAGUUGUUGCAUUCUGAAAUAAAGUAAGAACUGGGAAUGAA